AUGCUGGCGGAAAUCUAUGAUAUCGUUGAUAAGGCGGAUGCGCUCGUCACCAAGGGCCAGUACAAAGAUGCCAGUGCGCUGUACUUGAAGGCUGCGGAGUCCUUCAAGGAGCACAUUGGCCAGACGGAGAACAGGGAGGUGAAGGAGGCACUGGGGCUGCUGGCUGAGCAGUGUGCCAGGCGGAGCCGGGAGCUUCAGAGCAUGGAGAAUGUGCCCUUGAGCCGGCCUACGCCGUCCGCGUCGGCGUCAACAUCAACAUCAACAUCGACGUCUGUGAGGGAGAGGGAGAGGGAGCCAAAGGACAGCAUCGUGGGGUCACUGGCGACCGCCAGGGGGAUGAUGAGCAUUCAGUUGGGCAAGGAGGACGAGAUGGACCCUGUGAGCAGGUUCCAAAUACAGGUGAUGAGCCUGCUGAAGCCUCCAAUGGUGGCACUGGACGACGCUAAGCCCUUGGACGUUAAGCACACCGGGAAGACCAUUGAGGAGCUCGAGCUUGAGAAUGCAACCUUGAAACAGCUGCUGAGCGUGAGCAGUGAGAAUCUACAGCUCUACGAAUCGUUCCAUAAGCGCGUGAGGAUAAACUUGAAGAGCUAUCUAUCUCAGCUCAAGAGGGAUCUCCACGAGCAGGAGCAGGAGAAAGCUAUCAGAGAGAUGGGAUGA
This is a messenger RNA of Williopsis jadinii, 660 nucleotides long. RefSeq lists its product as uncharacterized. The transcript is spliced from 3 exons. Lineage: Eukaryota; Fungi; Ascomycota; Saccharomycetes; Phaffomycetales; Wickerhamomycetaceae. The record is from RefSeq and is a predicted model, not a curated record. Bases 1 to 660 code for a protein of 219 amino acids.